Phytomonas sp. Hart1 is the source of this 4932-nucleotide messenger RNA. The record is from the annotation of a GenBank genome assembly. Lineage: Eukaryota; Euglenozoa; Kinetoplastea; Trypanosomatida; Trypanosomatidae.
AUGUCAAAUAGACACGACAGUCUUUAUAAUAAUGUUUCCAGGCCAUUAGAAUCAGAAUCACUAAUCUCUGGUAGUUUUAGUCCUGCCAUUGAGGAAUUUGAAGCAAAAGUAGCGGAUACAUUAACAUCUGUUUUCACUGCCGCAGAUAGCAAGGUAAAGGCUUCAAGUGCCGAACUACAGAAUAUUUUUCAGGAUUUAUCCUCGAUGCGCAUGGACAGUUCCCGUAUGUGUCGCUCGCAUGAAGGCAGUGCCAGAAGCCACUCUACGCUAUCUCAGUCAUCGAUUGGUGCAUGUGCAUUGCCUAAAAGCCAAGUUCAACAUAUUUUACGUGCACCGCGUACGAUACAACCCACUGCUUCACAGGACAUACCUCUGGCUAUUUUAGAGCGCAUGGCCUAUGACACAGCAGCUUCAACACUGAACUUUCGUGGGGUCUCUUCGUUUUCGGUUACACCACCUUCCUUAGGUUUGAAUUCCGAUAGGGUAGUAUUGGAGCGAGGCACUCAUGAGAAUCAACACCGAAUGUCUUUUUCACCAGAACAAUCCAACCGUAUGGCUGCAGCGAGCUUGGCAGUAUCACUAGGGGCUGAAGCACCACUUACUGUUAUCUCCCCUGCCUUAUCGCAUGAUCAUAUCUCCGGACUAAGCACGUCCAAAAGUAGUGAUGCUCCAGUUAAAGGUGCGCUGAUGACGUGUCUUGAACACGUUAUUAAUGGAAAUUGUACCGAUGAAAUUGACACUCGAUCUCUCACGAGACAUGACAGAGACACGUUUGGUAAUAAAUUUGAAUCGCGCUUUACUGAAACAGUUUUUAAUUGUAAACAAUUGUUAGAGUCUAGGAACGAUGGCUUGAAUACCAUAUCAUUGGAAAAUGCACAUAUCAGCUCAGAAAAGUUAAGCAAGCGACAAAUAUUAUCUGAUACUCACUCAAUCAGGUUGUCGGUACCCGAGUUAUUAGAUGCAACAAAGCGGCAUGAGCCAUUAUGUGAAAUGUUGUCACCAGGUCGUUACUAUAGUGAAAAAUGUCUAGAAGACGAGGGCGAAGGUUGUCGUGACCUUCAUGAAGUUCUUUUAGGGAAGCCAACAGAUACGCCUCGCUUAAGUUUUUCGAAAUCAAAAGAAGUACACAAUUCUGAUAGGCUUAUACCCCCAGGUAUACGGGUUCAUUGCCCUACCUUCCACCCAGUGACACCGACACCCACACAGUGUAGGGACUUGUAUGGCACUCACCAUUGUGCAUGCAUAGAAAGGAAUAACGCUAUGACAGCGUGUGCAUUCAAUAAUUCAAAACGUGGAAGAGAGGUGACAAGCAUAGGUGUUACUCCCGAGGGUGCAUCAACGGGUACAAUAUCAUUGUCGCUUGCUCACCAUAAGGACACUUCUUCAGUACAAAUGGAGCCGUUUCAAACAUGGUCUUUUCCUACUCUCUUUAAGACAGUUUCCUCAUGUUUUCAGAGUCCUUUAGAUGAUCCCCUUACUAUAAACACUAACGGCGAUGCACAUGAGUGUUUUCCUGUAGAUGGAGAGGGUAACAUGAUCAGGAAGGAGGGAAGAGGUUUGAGUUUAGGCUUAAAUCACUCACCUCGGGUUAAAAUUCAACCAGACUUUACCUGCACGGAUGAACAAUCGGGUUCUUUUUCUAUCCGAUUAGAAGCCACGCGGAACACGUGGUCGAAGUUGUCUCGAAUUCACAACGAGCUUGCUGGGACAAGUCACCGUAGUGACGAAGAAAUUCAGGAUGCAAAUCAACAGCUCUUGCUUCGGCCUAUUGGCAACUUGCAGCGCCAAGGGCACGAUACGGGGUCACUUCCUUUUGGCACGAAAGAUAACAUUGAGUUCCUCCGCGCGUGGGAAAUGGUUUACAGUGCAUAUAUGCGGAACUGUUCUACGCAUUUUGGAUGUAGCAAGAUAAUUAACAGCUACGAGGAUUAUACAUCCUUUGAUAGCAGUAGAGCAUGCCAAGAUUCUGGACUUGGCGCUGGCAACUUUUUUCAGAAGAACUUUCAAGGUACUAAUAGCUUCGACUCACAUAAGCAUGCAUGUUCUUACAGCAUCCCCACUCCCUCCAUGUCAGUGUCCGGCGCUCUUAGUCGUUCAUCCGGGUAUUACAGCUUUGGGAAUCGCCUUAGUUUGCACCACCCAAACUAUCAGAAGAUGGGGUUUAUUCCGCAGUAUCUUGGUAGCUUUUUUCAUACGCAAACUCCCUCUCAGAGUCCCAGCGCACGCACUACAAAGGAAAGACAAUAUACCAAUGUGAAGAUGCAACAUCAAGAAAAAUCACACAUGAUCAUGGAUCCUGCCGUGGUGGCAAGUAUUCAGAGGCGACCUCUGUUGUUGACGACUGUUUUUUUACGCUAUGCAUGGAUACUUUUAGGCAAAUCGAGCCGUUCUGGUGGGGAUACAAACGAUGUGGCGGAGAGCUGCUCAGAACAUCUUCCAUCAACUGCCAAUGUUAAUGGUGGACCUUCAUGUAUUCCCGAAAGUUCCACACAAACCAAUCAACUUCAUAAUACGUUUUCUAAUAAUUAUUGUACCGGCCCCACCCCUAGAAGGAAUAGCAGCAGUAACCUAUCUUUGUCCUUAACUGUCCCUAAUGAUAAGAUUGAAAAAGCGAUUGAAGCAAACACUUCGGUUCAAAAUAUUUUAACCCCAAAUCAUUAUCCAUUGGUACACGUCUGUGAAAUCUCAAACGAGAAGAAGAUUGAAUUUCCUAUUAAUGACGUUGAAUCAAAGUUAUUGACUCGUGAAGUAGCGGCCGAUUCAAGCGAUUUCCACCGAGAAGCUAUUUCUCCACAGCAUUCUUCACCCCGAAGUAGUACGCAGAACGUGUUUCGCAUCACAAGCCCCUCUUUUCAGGAGCAACAUCGCCUCUCAUUGACUCAGUUCAAGAAGAUUGUACGUCAUCAACAUUCUAUUGAUAACUUUGAACGUGAAGUAGAUAACGAAUCAAACGACCUGAUAGUCUAUGUUGGAACACGAUUGAUGGGGUGGCUUGAAGUGGUAGCUCUAUUGGGCAGCGGCAGCUUUGGCCAGGUGUUUUUAUGUAUAGACUUGCGCGUGAGUAGUGGUCGUUUUGUUCACCCGAGUGCGAUAGGCGGGGAGGACUUCGCAUAUUGGAGCUGUAGCCAUGAAUAUCUUCCUCUAGGUGAUUGUGACAUCCCACCUGCGCAUUUCCCGCUCGUGGCAGUCAAGGUAGUGAAAAGCAUUCCACUCUUCGAGCACCAGUCUGUUUUGGAGGCAGAGAUGCUCGUACUGAUUGGCGUCCAGACAGCCUCAAAUGAUUCCUUUGAAGCUGCUUCUCCAAUGUCACGGACACAGAGCUUUGCUUUUCACCCACCGCCAUCGGACCCGCGAUGUACGUUUGUUGGCAAAAUUCUAGCACACGGUGUUUGCUACGGGCAUCAUUGCAUCGUGAUGGAGCGCUACGGUGCCAAUCUGUAUGAGUACAUUCAAAGCCACCAACAUAACGGCCUUCCCAUGUACCAAAUUCGUUCUAUCGCUAAGCAAUUACUGUCAGCCUUGACCCUUUUGCACGAGAACUGUCGCAUCAUUCACGCUGAUAUCAAACCAGAGAAUCUAUUGCUCACCCUUGACUCUUGCCGGGGCAUGCACAGCAACAAUCACAUGCAGCAGAAUAGAGCUAAAUUGACGCGCAGUGUGACACCUGCCACCACAGAAGUUUUAAACACUGGACAAUAUACCGCGGACUUUUUAAACACGCACAACGAUGAAGAAUCACAUUACUUUCGUGGGAAAUCAGUGACAUCUAACGUAGAAUGCUCCUCCACUCCCCCAAGCGCUGCCAACUUAAAGGCAAGGUCUGAUGAUGCCGCAGUACCUAGUAUGCAUUGUUUAGUUUGUAGUUAUGUAGACGCAAGCACGCUGUCAGAGCCUCUCACAGUGCGAAGUCUUAAGCGACGAUCAAGAACUCAGAGUGCCGAGCGAACAUGCGUUGUUGAGCCAAAGCUGCAACAGCUUCAUGACCUUAAUCACACUCUUUCUCUGAAUCAGUCAACAUCAGACAGCGUUCUAAAUGCUACAAAAUUACCUGUUGACUCAUUACUGUGUUCAAGUUCCCUUGAGACAUCUAUGCACGAUACUACUUCAUUUAAUAUACCGCAACUGCACAUCAAGCUCAUUGACUUCAGUUCUAGUUGCUAUGAUGCAGGCCCUUUCUAUUCAUAUAUCCAGUCGCGUUAUUACCGCGCCCCUGAAAUCAUUGUAAACGCAAGCUAUGGACCCCCUAUUGACCUUUGGUCCACAGGUUGUGUGUUAGUUGAGUUGCUCCUUGGCAUGCCGCUUCUUCCAGGGUGCAAUGAUCAUCAUCAGUUGACUUUGAUAGAAGAGAUGGUGGGCCCUCUUCCCGCAUCUCUGCUUGAAUGCGGUGAUUCUACACAUAUAUAUUAUGAUAAGCACUCUGUUGAAGACGUCAAUAGUCACGGGGCCCUCCCUGAAGACGGACCAACCUGCAGCAGAUCUACAACAGCAGAAACUUCUCAAGCAUGGAAGAAAGCUAAAACAGGGCAACACGUUGACCGACCUACACAUGACACCACUUACAGCUAUAAAUUGGUCAGCAAGGAUGAUUUUUUUACGAAGAACAAUCUUCCUAUAGUGGAGUAUAAACGCUACUUUACCUGCAAGACACUACAGGAGUUAGUGCGGCAAUGUCCUUUACCUUUAGCAGAGAAGCGCAUGGGUCAUGGGUUGCAACCUUAUGUGUCAUCAGGUGAAUCAAGUGAUAUUCCAUCAGAUUCAAAACUUUCUGAGACGGUGUGUAAUGAGUUAAUGAGGCAGCGCUUUUGGCUCUAUGAUUUGCUUCGUAAGUUACUAAACCCUGAUCCACAGAUGCGCCUGACUGCUGCACAGGCGCUUUUACAUCCAUUUAUAUCAAGCGAUUUAGCACAUAUGCAGCAGUUCGGUCUAGAGUAA